Trichechus manatus latirostris (Florida manatee) is the source of this 4080-nucleotide messenger RNA. RefSeq names its product SH3 binding domain protein 5 like (gene SH3BP5L). The coding region runs from base 1440 to 2618 and encodes 392 amino acids. Gene Ontology annotation, molecular function: protein kinase inhibitor activity. The transcript has 6 exons. NCBI's taxonomy places the organism in Eukaryota, Metazoa, Chordata, Mammalia, Sirenia, Trichechidae. Gene Ontology annotation, cellular component: cytoplasm. Gene Ontology annotation, biological process: negative regulation of protein tyrosine kinase activity; intracellular signal transduction. The record is from RefSeq and is a predicted model, not a curated record.
GGCUGUAGCCAGUUUUCCUUGGCAAAGUCAGAAGUUACUUUGCAGCUGCCGGGAGCCUCAAACUCCGUAAGACAAUAUGGCAACAUUCGCUAUACGGCUAUUAUUCAAUUUCUGUUUUAUUUCUAGCACUUCCCUACCCACCGGGGACUCUCAAAUUUCAUCAUUCCCCCUAUUUUUUCUCAUCACAACGCGCUCAUUUUAGAAAUUUCUUUCUAGGCUUAGUUGCGGAUGGAAUCGAGGUAACUUUGCCGGAUCGGAAACUGUGGGGCACCAUUUUGUACGGAAACCGGAGGCUGGGCAGUGGCGACUGUUGGGGAAUCCAGACAAGGCCGUGUUUACUGCAGAGAGUAGGGGGGAGGGGCGAGUGGACAGGAGGAGGUUGUUAAAUGAUGAUGUAUUUCCGUUUCCUCUCGGCCCUGUCGUAGUUGAUUGGACCAGCUUGUUGCAGGGAGGGAGGGGUAAGAUUGUUUGUAGCUGAAGAGCUCUUACCACGGAAAGAUAACUGAGGUAAGGUUUUGAAGGGUGGCUUUUGCGCCUAGCUGUCAGAAUCGACUCGACGGCAGUGGGUUUGGUUUUUGGGUUUUGUGUAGGAUGGCUGGGGGGCAGGGCCGUUGGGAUUGAUUGAGAAUUGGAGACGGGAGGCUCAGACUGUCCGGAGGGUUGGAGCGAUGAGAGGAGGUGGGGCGGGGCCAGGGGUUUACAAGGUGAAUUGCAAAGAGGGGCGUGGAUACAGUGGGAUGGGCCGAAGAGAAUGGGGAUGGAGGAGAGGGUGGGAGCACGGCGGGAAGUGUAGAAGGCGCUUGUGGGGGAGGGGGGAGGGCAGGGGAAAUAGCUGGACCUAAAGUCCUUGAGGGAUGAGGAAAGAAGUUGAGAUGGGGCUGGUUGGCAUACGGAGGUAUGGAGGAAGGAGAGUGGAGUCCCUGAAAGGCUGAGUGAGGGGUUGAAAGUAGCUGGUGGCCGAGGUUCUGAUGCUGGCGUGACCAUAUACUUGGCCUUUGUUUCCCCUACUGCUCCCCAGAGACGCUCAUCUAGCUGCCUCUACUCGGGCCUAGCCUUCACUCUCCAGCUGCUACCACAUCCUGGAGGCGCCUGCCUCCGCCCUCCCGAAUGGUGCUCCUCCUCGUAGGCCUCGGCCCAGGAUCCGGACCCCCCUUGCCCCCUGCCUUGGAGCUGUUGCUCCGGAUCUCUCCUGGCGGACUCAUCCUGGGGAGGGAAGGACUUUUGUCCAGACAAGGCCAUCUCUGUAGGAACCCCACUGGCAGUUUGAAUCUCAACCUCUAACCAAGUGUGAGGUUCUUCCUGUGACCCCUUUUUCUGCCUUUUGACAAGAGAAACCUUUCUCCCUUGCCGUCCAGAGCCCAAGAAGCCCCAAGCUGGGGCCCUGGUCCCAGCAUGUCAGUCCUCUCUUGUGCAUAGGGCUCUGCCCUCUACCAGUCAGCAUGGCUGAGCUCAGGCAGGUUCCAGGCGGGCGGGAAACCCCACAGGGGGAGCUGCGGCCUGAGAUUGUUGAAGAUGAAGUCCCUAGGAACCCAGUUGAAGAGGAGCCUGGAGGAGGCAGAAGCAACAGCAGUGAGACCAAAUUGUCCCCAAGAGAGGAGGAAGAACUGGAUCCUAGAAUACAGGAGGAGCUGGAACAUCUGAACCAGGCCAGCGAGGAGAUCAACCAGGUGGAGCUACAGCUGGAUGAGGCCCGGACCACCUAUCGAAGGAUCCUGCAGGAAUCAGCGAGGAAGCUCAACACGCAGGGCUCCCACUUGGGGAGCUGCAUUGAGAAGGCCCGGCCCUACUAUGAGGCACGUAGGCUGGCUAAGGAGGCCCAGCAGGAGACCCAGAAGGCUGCACUACGGUACGAGCGGGCCGUGAGCAUGCACAACGCUGCGCGGGAGAUGGUGUUUGUAGCUGAACAGGGCGUGAUGGCUGACAAGAACCGGCUGGACCCCACAUGGCAGGAGAUGCUGAACCACGCCACCUGCAAGGUGAAUGAGGCAGAGGAGGAGCGGCUGCGUGGCGAGCGGGAGCACCAGCGAGUGACAAGGCUGUGCCAACAGGCUGAGGCUCGUGUCCAGGCCCUACAGAAGACUCUCCGGCGGGCCAUUGGCAAGAGCCGCCCCUACUUUGAGCUCAAGGCCCAGUUCAGCCAGAUCCUGGAGGAGCACAAGGCCAAGGUGACAGAGCUGGAGCAGCAGGUGGCCCAGGCCAAGACCCGCUACUCAGUUGCCCUGCGGAACCUGGAACAGAUCAGCGAGCAGAUUCACGCCCGGCGCCGGGGCCUGCCUCCCCACCCCCUAGGCCCACGUCGGUCCUCCCCUGUGGGGGCUGAGGCUGGGCCCGAGGGUGGCGAAGAUGGGGACAGCGGGAUCGAGGGGGCCGAGGGCGGGGGGCUGGAGGAGGGAGGAAGCCUGGGGCCGGGCCCUGGCCCUGACACGGACACGCUGAGCCUGCUGAGCCUGCGCACUGUGGCCUCGGACCUGCAGAAAUGCGACUCGGUGGAGCACCUGUGGGGCCUCUCAGACCACGCCAGCCUGGAUGGCCAGGAGCUGGGGCCCAGGAGUGGGGGGCCCCAGGGGAGCAACGACGGGGCCCGUGGGGGUCGCCACCAACGCAGUGUCAGCCUAUAGUCGUCAUUCUCAGACCACCGUCCCACUCAGGGGCCCCUCUCCUGGGGUCUGCCCUUCCCUAGGUCACCUUCUCUAGUGCUUCCCUUUGAGAGGCAGCCUGUGUCUGGAGUGCUGUCUGUCAUAGCUUUCUCACAGACUCCUCUCCAGGUGGUAGCUCUCACCUUGCCUUACCUCAUCAAGUCUCGCUGUCGGCUCGCUCUCCUGCUGGUUCCUGUCUGUCUGUCCCAUACUCUUUGCUUUCCUCUUUCUGUCUGACCCCUCCUUCCAUUCCUCUGGCUUUUCCCCAUCAGGGAACUUGGUCUAGAAGACGCACGGAAGCCCAUCAGAGAAGGGGGUGCAGUGGGGCGGAGUCCUGUCCUCACUGCCCCCAGCCUGAGUUGCUAGGCACUGCUCAGGCCACGCGCCUGAGGUGGCCCCGGUGACACUACUGAGUCCUCUUGGAAACCCUGUACCUGUGUCUUCCUAGACUGCCCAGAAUAUAACCUGUAAGACAGACUGUGCUCCUCCCUUGAAAACACUGCCUCUUCCCUUCAGUGCUUGCCUCUCAUGCCUUUAGCGGCACUGGUAUAUGUGCCCCAAAGCAGGACUCACAGGGUGAUGAUGUUAGGGAGGAGGAAACCCAACCCCAGUAUCAGUGUAGGGAACACCAACUCCACACUGGCUCUCCAUGCUUGUGGUGUUUCCCCAGCUAGGCUGGGUCCCUGCAGACUGCAAAGGUGCUAUUGGGUCUCUUGGAUCCAUGUUGGGGAGAGGGUGUGAAGAUGUAAUGAGAUCCUGAUGAUGGGGGCCCCAUUCCCGGGCUUCACCCCCCUGCUGGGGAGUGGGAUUUACCUUUUCUGGGUAGAGGCUGCUGAACUGAAUUUCAGCACCCUCCUGCAGGGUGGAGUUAGGGAAUUUGGUGCUCAGUUGCUCUCCCUGGGUCUUCCGCAAACCAGACAGUUCCUACUCCAGGGUUCUUCGGAGAGUGUUCAAGCAUGGCUACCCAGCCUCCUACCUCCCUUGAUGCAGGGAGGAGUCUGCCUGGGGUCCAGGAUCCCAGCCCUCCACAGGCAGCCCCAGGUGCCUUGUGCUGUUCCCAGGUUGCCAGGAGGGAGAGGUGGGGAAGCCACAUUAGGAUGGGGGUGCCUUGGGAGAGCCAGGCCUUUCCCUUGUCUGACCCCAGGAGAGUGUAAAGCGGGCUCUGCACAGGACAGAGUGUACAUUGGCCUGCCCUGUUCCUCUGCCCAGAGGCUGCCUCCAUAGCAAGUGUCUCCCUGCCUUCUGGUCAGGGGAGGAUGGUCAUAAUGAGGACCACAGGUUUGAGGUGGCCAUUGAGUGGAGGGGAGAAAGGGAAUGAGGACAUGGGUGUGUGUGCGUGCAUGCAUGUGCGGGUGUGUGUGUGGGAGAAGGUCUGCUUCUGGUUUUAUUUAAAUAAAAUAGUUUAUGUAACAAUAAUGUUUACUGUCCCUGUCAGGAGUGAGGG